UUCUUGUUCCGUUGAAAACCGAAGGGGAGGCUUCCACCUCGUGAACGAGUGUGUUCGUCAGAAUUGGAUUGCCGAGACGAAAUAAUGAAGGGCGGGGAAGGUAGCGGCGAGGUUGGGCUGCAGCAGGGCUUCUGCUGCCGGGAACUCGAGCUCCGAGAAUUUCCCGAUAAGUACGUGAUCCGAUCUCUCGAUCCCAGCUUGCCAGAUCAAGCCUUCGCCGUCAGCCGCUCGGACGGCGGUAUCAAGUCGCUCACUGGGGAUGCUAUAUCUGAAAGUCCUUCUAAAGUUUCACAGAUUUUUGGUGUGGUUGGAAUUCUAAGAUUGAUAUCGGGAACAUACAUACUGGUUAUAACCUCCCGGGAGGAAAUUGGAACCUAUUUUGACUCCCCAAUUUAUUCUGCGAAGUCCAUGAGAUUUUUAUCCUGCCAUAAAGCUUGGAGAACUUCUCAGGAGAAAAGAGAUGAGGGUUACUUCAUGUCUUUGUUGAGGAUAGUGGAGUCAACACCUGGUUUAUAUUAUUCUUAUGAGUUAGAUCUAACGUUAAACUUACAGAGAUCAUGCAAGUUGGAUGAAGUGAGACUUAGCAAACCCCUUUGGAAACAGGCUGACCCACGCUAUAUUUGGAAUAAAACCUUGCUCGAAGAUCUUAUUGAGCAUAAGCUUGAUGCGUUUAUCAUUCCUAUCAUACAAGGAAGCUUCCGAACGAUCGACUUCACUCUCAAACAUUUGCCUGCCAAGAUUUCUUUGAUCUCACGAAGAUGUAACCGCCGUCUCGGAACUAGAAUGUGGAGGAGAGGAGCCAAUCUUGAAGGUGAUACAGCUAACUUUAUUGAAACAGAGCAAUUGUUAGAAUUGGAAGGGUUUAAGUUCUCAUUCUUACAGGUUCGUGGUUCUAUUCCACUGCUUUGGGAGCAGAUUGUGGACUUGAGCUACAAACCAAGGCUUAGGAUAAUUGGGCAUGGAGAAACUGCCAAGGUUGUUGAACGUCAUUUUAAUGAUCUCAUACAAAGAUACGGAAAUAUAGUAGUACUUGACCUGACAGAUGAACAUGGAGACGAGGGGCAGCUAAGCUGUGCAUAUGCUGCUGAAAUGGAGAAACUUUCCCAUGUGAGAUAUGUGUCUUUCGACUUCCAUUGCCAUUGUGCUAAGGGAAGGUUAGAUAACUUAAAAAUUCUAUAUGAUGAAAUCUCUGAGGACUUCCAAAAACAAGGAUAUUUUCUUAUCAAUUCUGAAGGAGUUAUAUUGCAAGAGCAGAGGGGGGUUACUCGUGCAAAUUGCAUCGAUUGCUUGGAUCGGACAAAUGUUACACAGUGUUAUUUGGCAAGGAAAUCAUUGAAUUCACAACUGCAGAAAAUAGGUGCAUUUUCUUCCACUGAUUGCAUAUCUCUGUAUGUCGAUAUAGAUGAAGCGUUCAAGAUGUUGUGGGCUGAACAUGGUGAUGAGAUUAGUUUGGAAUAUACUGGUACUCAUGCCUUGAAGGGAGACUUAGUGAGAUAUGGGAAGCAAACUAUGUCUGGAUGGAUCAAGGAUGGAAUAACUGCUCUUUCUAGAUAUUACUUGAAUAACUUUCAAGAUGGCCUUCGACAGGACGCGCUAGAUCUCAUAAGUGGUCGCUAUGAUGCUAACAGAACUGGUCCUCCCUUCCAGCUCAAAGAUUCAUUUUCGUAUGUUCCAGUUGCAUCUGCUCUGAUAAUUGGAGGUCUUACUGUGACCUCGUUCUCACUGAAUCAAGCAGGGCGGCCUCCGCAGAAUUUUCUUUCCUCAGUUCUAUUAGCAGGUUUGGCUGCUGGGGUUAUGGCUGCAGUGAAGGCUAAUGGAAGGCAGUUCUGCUCCAGACCUCGUCUUUGUGGCCCCUUCUGAACUUUCUCAAAGGUAUAAUUUGUGGUAAUGUUGAAUUUAUAAUACAUUAUUAUAUUGAUUUAGGGUUAAUUGUGAUAAUUAAUAUAUUAAAUUUGUUAAAUAUAUUUUAUGAUGUCUAUGUAGUCUGUUUAUUAAUGUAUAAUUCUUCAAUUUGAUUGUGAGGAUUAAAUUAUUGCCCUUGGGUU
Phalaenopsis equestris is the source of this 2045-nucleotide messenger RNA. RefSeq names its product phosphoinositide phosphatase SAC8. Bases 85 to 1860 code for a protein of 591 amino acids. NCBI's taxonomy places the organism in Eukaryota, Viridiplantae, Streptophyta, Magnoliopsida, Asparagales, Orchidaceae. Gene Ontology annotation, biological process: phosphatidylinositol dephosphorylation. Gene Ontology annotation, molecular function: phosphatidylinositol-4-phosphate phosphatase activity. Gene Ontology annotation, cellular component: endoplasmic reticulum. The transcript is spliced from 20 exons. The record is from RefSeq and is a predicted model, not a curated record.